AGAGCCGUUCAGCAGUGGAACUCUCUGCCCCGGAGUGUGGUGGAGGCUCCAUCUUUGGAAGCUUUUAAACAGAUGCUGGAUGGCCAUCUGUCAGGGGUGCUUUGAAUGCAAUAUUCCUGCUUCUUGGCAGGGGGUUGGACUGUAUGAUCCUUGAGGUCUCUUCCAACUCUAUGAUUCUAUGACAGUAGGCUCUCUGUUAACUGAAACUGAGCUAGCAAAAGAAUAUUAAAAAUUUAAAUUAAAUUACAGUAAAACACGUUUAGUUAACAUUGUCUUAGUUUGCUUUUAAUUGCUGCAUUUCAAUAUUAAUAUGAACUCUGUUUAUAGAAUGAUACCGUAUGGGGUGGAGUAUUGGGCGUAUUUUAAUACAGUAGAGUCUCAUCCUACAUAAACGGGCCAGCAAAAUGUUGGAUAAGCAAAAAUGUUGAAUAAUAAGGAGAGUUUAAGGAAAAGCCGAAUAAAUGUCAAAUUAUGUUAUGAUUUUACAAAUUAAGCAUCAAACCAUCAUGUUUUACAACAAAUCGACAGAAAAAGCGGUUCAAUACAUGGUAACGUUAUGUAAUAAUUACUGUAUUUACAAAUUUAGCACCAAAACAUCACAAUGUAUUGAAACAACUGUGGAUCCAGGCAGGAGGCUGACUGUGUUGGAUAAAGCAGAACGUUGGAUGAGUGAAGAUUGGAUAAGCGAGACUCUGCUGUAGCAACUCUCAAGCAACCAGAAACCAUUUUUAUCUGGUAUCUACCAAUCUCCAUUUGUUGCUUAAUAGUGUACAGUGUUUGUUUUUAUAGUUAAUGAUGAUUUCCCUGAACAAACAGAGUGAACCCACUGUCCUGACAACACGUGCACUUUUAAUCAUUGCCUGGGAGCCCUCUUGACCCUGUGCUCCUUUAUUCCCUCUGGAAAGCAUUUGCUCAUGUGGCAGUCGCCUCACUAUGAUCUGUCUUUUUUCUUCUAUUCAAUCUAGAUUAAUUUUGUAAGAGACAAACGUGAUUCCUGUGCACAAGUGUUUCACAAAUAUUAUUUGGAUGUUUUUUCAACACCUGCCUUGAAGAUAUCUGGAUAGAACUAAAUUGCUGCUGUAACGGAUUUAUAUUUCUUGUGAAGUCAGUGAGAGGAGAAAAACAUGUUUCAUAUGGUUUGGAAUUAUCAUCUGAAACUACUGACUGACACCAUGGUUUCUGAUGCAUAUUUCAAGUUGUUGUUUUCAAGGAGCUUUGUGCCUUCAUGGAGGCCAAGGAUGUCAGUUCAUUCUCUUCUUAGAAACAAGAACAUUGUCCUUAUGGGACCUCCCGGUGCUGGAAAAACAACAGUAGGAAAGAUAAUAGGGAAGAAACUGGAUGCUCGUUUCAUAGAUGUCGAUGAUGACGUUCUUGAAACAACCUGGAAUAUGAGCGUGGCAGAAAAAUUGAAGGAAGUUGGCAGUGAGCAAUUUUUAGAAGAGGAAGGAAAAGCUCUGUUAAAUCUUUCGGCAUCUGAAAGUGUAGUCUCCCUUUCUGGAUCUAACCCAAUGAAUGCUGUUGGUAUGGAGCAUGUGAAGAAAAGUGGGAUUGUAGUGUACUUGGAUGUGCCCUCAGCUCACAUAAAGGAUCGGCUGCAAUUAAUGAAAGUCGAUCGCAUUGUAGGGCAGGGUCCUGGAACUUCAAUGAAUGACAUUCUUGAGUUUAGGAAGCAGUUUUACAGGAAGUGGCACGACAUCCGUGUUCUUUGUGAAGAUGGAAUUACAGCAGAGGCUGUAGCUGACAAAGUACUCCAUGCAGUUAAGCGGUACCAAGAUUCAGAAUCAGAAGGCUUCAUUUCAACCAGGAGUUUACAAGGUAGUACAAAAUCUAAGCAAAAUAAUUCUACCAAAUAUUUUAGCGAUGCUGUGAUUGAGGGCCUGGCACCUGAUGGUGGACUCUUUGUUCCUGAGAUGGGACUUCCAGUAUUCACCCCUGGAGAAUGGCAAAAUUUAUUAGGGGCAACCUAUGCUGAAAGAGCUCAGGUAAUAUUGGAAAGAUGCAUACAUCCAGCUGAUGUUCCUGCUUCCCAGUUGUGGAAAAUGGUUGAGACUGCGUAUGGACAAAAUUUUACGUGUCCUAAAAUUGCACCCGUUAGGCAUCUGACUGGCAAUCAGUUUCUUCUGGAGCUGUUUCAUGGACCAACAGCUUCAUUUAAGGAUUUGGCGUUGCAGUUGAUGCCUCAUUUGUUUGCAUACUGCAUCCCUAAAAGCUGCAAUUAUUUGAUCCUGGUAGCUACUUCAGGUGACACAGGAAGUGCUGUCCUAGAUGGUUUUAGUCGGCUUAAGGAGACCGAUAAGCAACGGAUUGCUGUGGUCACUUUCUUUCCUCAGGAUGGAGUUAGUGAGAUACAGAAAUUGCAGAUGAUUGGCUGCCAGGAAGCAAAUACAAAAGCAAUAGGUGUUGAAUCUGAUUUUGAUUUCUGCCAAUCUUCUAUCAAGAAAAUAUUCACCAAUUCAUCUUACACUGGGUACCUCACGAUGGAAUAUGGGACGACCCUAAGUGCAGCGAACUCUAUAAACUGGGCACGCUUGCUUCCUCAAGUAGUUUAUCAUGCUUCUGCCUACCUGAACCUUGUUGAGCAAGGUACAAUUUCUUUUGGGAGCCCAGUGGAUGUCUGUAUUCCCACAGGAAACUUUGGCAAUGUAUUAGCAGCUAUGUAUGCAAAAACAAUGGGAAUUCCUAUACGAAAAUGCAUCUGUGCCUCUAAUCAGAACAAUGUCUUGACUGAGUUUAUAAAGACAGGCUUGUACAACUUGAAGGGGAGGCGACUAAUGCAGAGUCUGUCACCAGCAGUAGACAUUUUGAAGUCUUCCAACCUUGAACGACAUUUGCAUUGGAUUGCUAAUGGAGAUGGACAUCUGGUGACACAAUUGUUUAACUGCUUGGAAAAUCAGCAGUACUUCCAAUUGCAGCAAAAUCUCCUUGAAAAGCUUCAGCAGGACUUGAUGGCUGACUGGUGCUCUGAAGAAGACUGCCUGGCUGCCAUUCAUUCUGUGUUCAGUACUACAGGAUAUAUUAUGGACACACAUACAGCCAUUGCGAAAGUAGUUGCAGAUCGUCUGCAAGAUAAAACAUGUCCGGUGAUCAUUAGUUCAACUGCUCAUUAUUCCAAAUUUGCACCUGCUAUUCUACAAGCAUUGAGGAUUGAUGAAAUAAAACAGACACCAUUGAGCCAGCUUCACUUGUUAAACUCUUAUAAACCUUUGCCUCCAAUCCAUAAGGGCUUAAUAGAGGCACUGAAAAAGAAUGAAACACAGAACUAUGAGGUCUGUACUGCAGACACGGAUGCUCUUACGAAACACAUUGAAGCCUUAAUACAAAAUCACUUCAUGAGAGUUUUCUAGCAGAAAGCAUACUUACCAUUUGUUCUUUUUUAAAAAUUUUUUAACCCCAACCAAAUGUCUGUGGCAAUAAAUGUUAGUCAGUGGUGUUGGGUGUAAUGAAUUUUAUUUCACAAUGUUUAUAUGAACACUGAGUAUGUGGUAGGAAACAAAAUGAGUAUUAAUGAACAAUAGUGUCAUAAAGGCAAGGUAGUUUAUGUUUGUAGAAAAAUGAAACUAGGAUGAAAAUGUCUGCUUUGGUUUUCCUUUGAAUAUUGGAUUAUGAGUCUGGGAGACCAGAGAUCAAAUCUCCACUUGGUCAUGAGAACCAACUGGGUGAUCUUGGACAAGUCACAUACUCUCACCUCAAAAAAGGCCAACUCAACUUUGCUUCUGAACAAGAAAACACAAUGACAGACUUGCCUUAGGGUCACUGUAAGUAAAAAAAUUAAAGUACUCAGCGUCAAGUAUGUUAUCUGUACAUUUUCUUUUAUAAGUCAAACAGCAAGUUCAGAUUAUUGAUAAAUGUGAGAUCCCAUUCAUGGAUUACCCAUUAUCACAUCUAGUUGAACCUUAAGUACUUCAGAAGUCUUAGCAAAAGAUAAGAAAAGGUACUUGUGUAACAUAUUUGCAAAAGGGUGAAUAAAGUUUCACUUUGUCUACUAAAA
Molecule: messenger RNA, 3988 nt
Organism: Anolis sagrei ordinatus
Lineage: Eukaryota; Metazoa; Chordata; Lepidosauria; Squamata; Anolidae
Gene: THNSL1
Product: threonine synthase like 1
Biological process (GO): amino acid metabolic process
Cellular component (GO): cytoplasm
Molecular function (GO): pyridoxal phosphate binding
Source: RefSeq, a predicted model, not a curated record